Branchiostoma floridae (Florida lancelet) is the source of this 2775-nucleotide messenger RNA. RefSeq lists its product as uncharacterized. The record is from RefSeq and is a predicted model, not a curated record. The coding region runs from base 1331 to 2596 and encodes 421 amino acids. NCBI's taxonomy places the organism in Eukaryota, Metazoa, Chordata, Leptocardii, Amphioxiformes, Branchiostomatidae. The transcript is spliced from 8 exons.
UUGAUUAUUUGUUUACCGUCUAGGUAUUUCCAGGCAAUUAUGACAGGACCCACCCUGUAAGAAACACAUUGGACAACCCCAUUCAAGCUCGUUUUGUGCGUUUUUUGCCUCAGACCUAUUACACCUAUAUGAGUAUGAGGGUUGAAAUUUACGGCUGUGCGUUCAGUAAGUUUCUUUUGAAAAUCCGAGCGUUGUUGCCUUUGCAAAGCAUAACUAAUUGACUUGACACUGCUCCUCCUGCUGUUGCAUCACUUUUAUUGUGUGAAAGGCUACUAACGGUGAUAUAGUAAACAAAUGCGGUGUAUGGAGUCGUCACGGCUAGCUACUUAAUGCUACUAUAAGGCUAAUUAAGCUUGGCCUGAGCCAUGGCCCAUCCAUUAGAUUUGUUCAACAAUUAACAGCCCACGGGGUGGGUUAGACAACCUGGCGGGAUAGAGCCUUAGCGUGCCCGACCACUUCUUCAAUCUCAAGCUCUAUACAUAUGAAAUAGUUGUUGCCGUACUUUGUACGAUGUACAAUUGUCGUGCAAUAAAGUUCUGAUAUAAAAUCAUUAUAAGGAUCCAGAUCACUGUCGACGUUGCUGGGUAAGCUUCUUUAGCGACUUACGGCACAACAAAAUGUAUGACAGAAACAAUCAGUCAUACGCAGGGCAGUAUAGGAAAGUCAGGACAAUGUAGGAGUGUGCAGGAUAAUACAGAAGAAAGCAGGACAAUGUGGAAGAAAGCAGGUGUUUUACAAGCAUCUUAAUUACAUUAGACUGGGUUGCUGGAGGGACAUAUCUGCCAGCAAAAUCCCUACAUUAUGAAAUGUAAACAAAUCAAAAUGCCACAAUUCUCCUGUGAGAACGUAGUAAUGCAUCCUAUGUUGAUUCACUUGGCUUUUUCUUGAUACGCGUCGGUAAAUGUGAAAGUUGCCAUCAUUGGACAUCUUUAGUAAAUCACAUAUUAAGGAAAUUAUCAGGCAGAUAAACGUAGGUGAUCAUCAUUAGAGGGUUGUCGGUUGACAACGCAACCCAAAAGUUAAUUCUUUUCCACCUCCUCGUAACGGUUUUAAAAUCGGGUAUUUCUAUUUGUUUUCACCGACACCAGGGGGCUGCCCCGAGCCACCGACCCAAGCGAACACAAUCAGGAGCGCCUGUUCCUCCCCCUACCUACACGGAGAGAAAUGUACGUACGAGUGCACUACAGGGUUCACUCAAGCCUCUGGCAGCAGCGAAAAGACCUGCAAUGAUGGACAAUGGACUGGAAUCGACCUUAUCUGUGACUCAGCUCACGCUGCUGACCCAAACAUUGCAUUAAGAAGAGCUGCGUUUCAGUCUAGUGUUGACUCCAUGGGAUCCCCCGGUCUAGCUAUCGACGGAAACAGAAGUCCCAAAACUCCAAGCAGUUUUUGUACAAAAACAUACGAAGAAGACGACCCAUAUUGGUAUGUUGAUUUGGGAUAUUCGGUCACUGUCGACCACGUCACCAUCGUCAACCGUCGAGACUCUUUGAUGGAGCACAUCACGCCUUUCGACCUCCACGUUGGGGACAGCACUGACGUGACUAGGAACCCGAGGUGCGGCGGGCAUCAUCGCUUCUGCCCGACAGAUACCGAGCAUGUUGUCCACUGCCGCGGGAUGAAGGGCAGGUACGUGGGCAUCAAACUCCCGGGAAAGAGUCGAAUCCUAUCGCUGUGCGAAGUGGAGGUUUAUGCAGCUACAAAUUUAGCUUGGGGAAAACCAACUGUCCAGUCAAAGGUCGCAUAUAAAGGGGUUGCCUCCCGAGCGACUGACGGUUGUAGGGACCCGGACUGGGAUAGCUUGUGCUGCACGUCCACUCCGGCGCAGUCGAACCCUUGGUUGCGAGUAGACCUUGGUACCGAAGUCAGUGUCCGGUGGGUGGUCAUCAUCAACCGCCAGGACAAGACAGGACAGCGACUUGACCUCUUCGAGCUAUAUGUUGGAAACGAAGAACGCGUAGACCGUAACCGACACUGCGGCAGUGUUAUUUUCCUACCAUAUGAUAAGAAGAAUAAGAUUGCCACCAACUGUAACGGGAUAAGAGGGCGAUAUGUGGGGAUCCGUCUGCCUGGCAACAGCCGUACCUUGUCAAUCUGUGAAGUUGAAGUUUAUGAAGGUACGGUGACCAGAAAGAGGACCUCUGAAGUGCGUGGUACCGAGGGCCAGGAUUGUGGAGAACAUCAGGCAGGAGACACCUGGUUAUCUGAUGACGGUGAAAAGAACUGCAUCUGUGAGAUGAAUCAAACAGUGUGCUACGAGGUGAUAUGUGGAGAGAGUGGUGAAGACAAGCCAUUCCUGGGAAAAGACGGACUUUGGACCUGUCCGGAGCCGGCCGCUGAGGAAGAGGAAUCCGGUACGGUUACCGGAAAGAGGACCUCUGAAGUGCGUGGUACCGAGGGCCAGGAUUGUGGAGAACAUCAGGCAGGAGACACCUGGUUAUCUGAUGACGGUGAAGAGAACUGCAUCUGUGAGAUGAAUCAAACAGUGUGCUACGAGGUGAUAUGUGGAGAGAGUGGUGAAGACAAGCCAUUCCUGGGAAAAGACGGACUGUGGACCUGUCCGGAGCCGGCCGCUGAGGAAGAGGAAUCCGACUAAAUUCCAAGCUGAUAAGAGUCAGCGCUGUUCAUCGCUUGAAGCGCUCAGCAACUGAUAGAACUGUCCAAUGAGACUCAACCUGGUGUGCCUUACGAGGGUAGUUUAAUUAGGAUUUCGCCUGCCCCCUUCUGGUUAUUGUAGAAGACCUAAAUUUCAAACGUACAGAUAUCCAUAAAUGC